AUGAAGUUUUUGCAUACAUUUAUUCUGACUGCCUUCAUGCUGAUGGCCCUUGUCAGUGGCCAAUUCAGCAAGGAAGACAAGACCAACCACGUCAUAGCUGGAGAGCCAGCUAGGUAUCUCAUCGCAUUGAGCCCUGAGAUACAAAGAUGGGUAACUGAAGAGGAAAAAUGGGAGCUUAGGCUGAGCGGGCAUAAGUUCAUGGAUAUCACCGGCGCACAAGAUUCAGACUCAGCAGUGGUUAAUACCCAAAGCCCAUGGGAUAUCCCUGUCAGAUUUCCUUCGAAAUGUGUGAUGCAAGAGCAGGUGAAAGAGCUGGCAGGCAAUCUAUCCAAAGAUGCGAUGCGGGAAAAUCUCCAUAAGCUGAACGGAUUUUACAACCGCUACUACAAAUCCGACUAUGGGCGACAGUCAUCUCAAUGGGUCCUUGAAAAAGUCAGGGAUAUCAUCAAGGAGGCUGGCGCCGACGGUGCCGUGACUGUUGCCCCCUUUACCCACCCGUGGCCUCAGAUUUCGACCAUUGCCAGAAUCCAAGGUCGGACAAAUGAUACCAUCAUCAUCGGCGCGCACCAGGACUCUCUCACUAUUACCCCUUAUGAUACUUCCAAGCUACCGGCUGCUGGCCCUGGCGAUGAUGGCAGUGGCGCAGUUACCAUCAUGGAAGUCUUCAGGACUUUGCUCAUCGCCAAGGACGUCGCUGGGGGGCUCAUGCAGAACACUGUAGAGUUCCAUUGGUACAGCGCCGAAUCAGUUGGACUCUUGGGCAGCCAGGCAAUCUUCCGAUCGUAUAGACAAGAGGGACGCAAAGUCAAAGCCAUGAUUCAACAAGACAUGGUAGGCUACAUUCAUGGAGCUUUGAAUGCCGGUAGUAAGCCAGAGAGCCUCGCUGUCGUCAGAGAUGUCACUCAUUUUGACCUCAAUGCGUUUAUCAAGACAGUCAUCGACGAGUAUUGUGAUAUUCCUUGGAUCGAUUCAAAGUGCAGUUUUGCUUGCUCUGCCCAUCACGCCGCAGCGCAGGCCGGUUAUCCUUCUGCAUUUGUCACUGAUUUCAAGGAUCCAGCUUUUGAUCGUAAAGAUGAGCAUGUUGAGACUCGUCAUCUUCUCAAGUAUAUAUCAUACGAUCAUAUGCUUCAGCAUGCAAAAAUGUCUUUGGGCCUGGUAUAUGAGCUUGCGCACUUUAAAUUCUCCAACGUCACAUCUUAG
Molecule: messenger RNA, 1200 nt
Organism: Trichoderma atroviride IMI 206040
Lineage: Eukaryota; Fungi; Ascomycota; Sordariomycetes; Hypocreales; Hypocreaceae
Biological process (GO): proteolysis
Molecular function (GO): metalloexopeptidase activity
Source: RefSeq, a predicted model, not a curated record